AUGAACGUCACACGCCCGGCGCGAUGCCUUCUCUGCAGCUUUACCCGUGCUGCCACCCCGAGCACGCGAGUCCCUCGCCGCCAAUUCCAUCCUACUCCCGCGGCUCUCUCGAACCGGAAACCCAAGUUCCCCAAUGUUAAGGCUCCCGAGACGGAAAAGUUCAAGGCCUACACAGAAGAGCAGAAGGCUGAGCUCGCCAAGGAGUACUCCGCAGCACAGAUGGCCGCCAUCGAGGCCGGCGAAGCUGCUAUCGACCCGAAGGAUAUGGCAGAGCAGCUCAACGAACGCUCUGACCCCAUGGGAUUCAAAUACAUCGACGACUUCUCCGUGAUCGAACCCGGCGUUGAUCGACACCAGCGCGCCCCGGAGUCGAACUCUGAUUACAACUUCACGAUGAAGACCGAGGCAGAUUUCAUGAAGGACUUCGGCCAGUUCAUCGCCGAGAUGCCUGAGAAUGCGACAGGCGCAGACUUUGUUCGAUUCGCAGAAAACCUGCGCGUCACCCGCGGAAAGGAGGAGAGCGAGCUCGACCCCCACAGUGCGCUUGUACCGGACCUUUUCGGACCCGGCGAGACUAUCGAUGAGCCCCGUGUGGAAGAGCGCAAGACAGCCGCUGAGAAGGGCGAGAAGGAGCGGUCCGCGGAGGCGGAGGAAAUGACAGAUGCCCUCAAGAGCUUGCUUUUGGCUACAGGCUACACGGAGAAGCAGGUUAAGGAUCUCCGCACCAAGACCCUGGUCUCGCACAGCGUCACCAACCAGACCCGACUAGGUAAGGUCCGCCGUGCAUACCGCCUUUCUAUUGCUGGUAACGGCAAUGGUCUGCUCGGUAUCGGCGAGGCCAAGUCCGACGAAGCUUCCGAUGCUAAGAUCCAAUCGCAAUACCGUGCCAUCCGAAACAUGCAGCCUAUUCCCCGCUACGAGAACCGCACCAUCUACGGUGAUGUCAAGGGCAAGGUUGGAGCUACCGAGCUUCAAUUGAUGCACCGUCCCCCAGGCUUCGGUCUCCGUGUUCAGUACCUCAUCUAUGAGAUGUGCCGCGCCAGCGGUAUUCACGACCUGUCCGCCCGAGUUGGCCGCUCAAGGAACCAGAUGAACACUGUCAAGGCCGCCUACGAGGCGCUCAUGAGCCAGCGUAACCCCGAGCAAGUUGCUCACGCACUCGGCAAAAAGAUUGUCGAUGUGCGCAAGGUGUACUACGCAGGUAAGGUCUAG
Molecule: messenger RNA, 1212 nt
Organism: Penicillium paradoxum
Lineage: Eukaryota; Fungi; Ascomycota; Eurotiomycetes; Eurotiales; Aspergillaceae
Product: mitochondrial 37S ribosomal protein uS5m
Exons: 2
Coding region: 1-1212 (403 amino acids)
Biological process (GO): translation
Cellular component (GO): ribosome
Molecular function (GO): structural constituent of ribosome; RNA binding
Source: RefSeq, a predicted model, not a curated record